UGGGAUUUAUCCCAGCCAGACCCAUCCCUUUCCUUGGGAACACUGCGGGCUUUUCCAGGAUUUCCCUUUGGAGGGAUCGCUCCGGAACCAUGGGAGUGGCGGCGGACGCGGAGUGGCUGCGCUGGGUGAGCAAGAAAUUUGGGAAUGUCGCUGGGAAGGAGAAGGAAAUCAGCCUGGAAGAGUUCAAAUCCGCGCUGCAGGUCAAGGAGUCCUUCUUUGCCGAGAGGUUUUUUGCGCUCUUCGAUUCCGACGGGAGCGGCUCCCUGAGCCGGGAGGAGCUGCUGGGAUCCCUGAGCCGGCUGCUCCGUGGGAAUUCCACGGAAAAGCUCCAGUUCCUCUUCCAGGUGUAUGAUGUGGACG
This is a messenger RNA of Zonotrichia albicollis (white-throated sparrow), 360 nucleotides long. Lineage: Eukaryota; Metazoa; Chordata; Aves; Passeriformes; Passerellidae. The record is from RefSeq and is a predicted model, not a curated record.